Macroventuria anomochaeta is the source of this 1547-nucleotide messenger RNA. Its product is annotated as cyclophilin-like protein. Gene Ontology annotation, cellular component: catalytic step 2 spliceosome. Bases 23 to 1525 code for a protein of 500 amino acids. Lineage: Eukaryota; Fungi; Ascomycota; Dothideomycetes; Pleosporales; Didymellaceae. The record is from RefSeq and is a predicted model, not a curated record. Gene Ontology annotation, biological process: protein folding; protein peptidyl-prolyl isomerization. The transcript has a single exon. Gene Ontology annotation, molecular function: peptidyl-prolyl cis-trans isomerase activity.
AAUACAUACACGAAUCGCCAAAAUGAGCGCGACAUACAAUCUCGAACCGAAUCCGACUGCGAAAGUUCUCCUUCACACCAAUCGCGGCGACCUCGAGGUCGAGCUUUUCGCAAAGCAGACACCCAUAACUUCGCGCAACUUCCUACAGUUAUGUCUCGAUGGCUAUUAUGACAACACUGUGUUCCACCGCCUGGUGAAAGGCUUCAUCAUUCAAGGAGGAGAUCCAACUGGGACCGGUCAGGGUGGAGAGAGCAGCUACGAUGGCGAAUCGUUCCAAGAUGAGAUGCAUAGUCGGUUGAAGUACACAAGAAGAGGUCUGCUGGGCAUGGCAAAUACAGGCAAGAAAGACGACAAUGGGAGUCAGUUCUUCUUUACCUUGGCGGCAACGCCAGAGCUGCAAGAUAAGAACACCAUGUUUGGCAGGAUCGCAGGAGAUACAAUCUACAACCUGAUGAAGAUGGCCGAGGCAGAGAUCGCGGAGGGUAGUGAAGAUCGGCCGAUGUAUCCUACCAAGAUCACAGGGUCUGAAAUCAUCUUGAAUCCAUUCGAGGAUAUGGUUAAGCGGGAGAGGGUGGCACAACGGACGGAACCAGAGGCAAAGAAGGUCAAAAAGCCAAAGAGGAAGGCUGGGAAGAAUGUUCUGAGCUUUGGUGGAGAAGAUGGGGAGGAUGCAGCGCCUGUGUUGAAGAAAGCGAAGUUCAACACAAAGCUCGUCAGUGCGGGGGAAGAGCAGCCGGCGUCAACGAAAGAUACACCUGCGCCAAAGUUUCCUGAGACGAAAGCCAUACCUAUACGCAAACCCUCCAGGAAGUCGCCGUCAGAGUCGUCGUCCCCAAAGCCGGUAAAAGCGGCACCGAAGUCACCACUUCGAGAAAAGGCACGGUCGCCACCACCACGAGAGCUAUCACCGGCAUCUGAGAAGAAGUCGAAGAUCGAUCGCGUCAAUGCACAGAUUGCUGAGCUGAAAGCAUCAAUGAAGCGCAACACCGGACCUCAGCAUGUGGAACAAACGAAGAAGAAGUCUUUACUAGAGUCCAUGGUUCCUUCUUCGACAACACGAGGGAGGAAGCGUGGCGCUGGCGGCAAUGCUGCGCAGGAGCAGGCUACGCUCGAUAUUCUGUCGAAGUUCAAGUCGAAGCUUGAAGCAUCAGAGCCGGCAGCAGCACCAAAGAGCAAGGAUAUCCCUGCGCCCGGUGAUGUCGAGACGAAGGAUAGCGCUACCAAUAGCAGCAAGAUUGACGAGGAGGACGAAGCAGUCUGCGAUCUGCACUUCAUUGCAGGCUGUCAAUCGUGUAAGGCAUGGGACAAGGAGGAAGAGGAAGAGUCAGACGACGAUGCAGGGUGGAUGUCUCAUUCCCUUAGCUUCGCAAAGGACAGAUUAGGGAAGGAUCUGGAGUGGAAGAGGAAGAACGAGGAGGACCUACUGGUCAUUGACCCAUUGGAGGAAGCCAAGAGACACAAGGCUGAGGCCAAAGGGAAACGAGAGUGGGAUGGUGGGAAGGACAAGAAGAAGAUGAAAACGUGAGUGUAGACUUGGUAGGCCAUGA